Messenger RNA from Acromyrmex echinatior (Panamanian leafcutter ant), 1209 nucleotides. RefSeq lists its product as uncharacterized. Lineage: Eukaryota; Metazoa; Arthropoda; Insecta; Hymenoptera; Formicidae. The record is from RefSeq and is a predicted model, not a curated record. Gene Ontology annotation, cellular component: membrane.
UCUCAGGUAUACACGCAUCUCGUAUAUACGCUCUCAGGUAUAUACGCAUCGUGGUAUUAACCAAAUUAACCAAAAGUCGGUACCCGCGUGGAUGCAGUCGGAUAGCUAAGAGAGAAGCAAAGGACAAAUUUGAUUUUCAUAUCGAGCCACGUGGAAGAUAUUCACUUUGCAAAAUGAAACAGUUUGCGCACUAUUAUAUAUGUCUGGCUGUAUUAACAGCGGUCUCUGCGAGAUCAGCUGAAACUAAUCCCAUAUCUAAUUCCAUCAAUGAGCAACAAACCGCAAGAUCGAAUAGUAAUGGCCUAUUUAGCGACUUACGCUCUGUCUAUCAAGUAUACAAGGAAUGUUCCGGUGCGGAACUAAGUCCUUGUCUAAAGCUGAAACUCUUGUCGGCUAUAGAUAGGGUUUCUCGAACUGCACAAUUGAAUGUAGCUGAUGGCGUCACGCUAGUUCAAGAUGAAUCAUCUACUAAUGAAUCUGAACCAGAAAAAUCUAUGCAGGAAAUUGAGGCUAGUUUACCCCGAGCAUUGGAAGACAAAGAGGACGCUCUUAAUAACAUGAUUUUCGACAAAAUUGCCAAAUUCUUUCAAAGUCAUACUCUAAAGCUAAAGUUACCGAAUGUAGAAGAAUUUCAACGUAGUCUCACGGAAGAAGGUCGUAAGAAGAAAGGUAAAAUGGGUGGUCUUCUUGCUAUUCCUUUAUUAAUUGGUGGUACAUUAGUACCCCUGGCGCUCGGCGCUCUCGCGCUGUUAGCUGGUAAAGCAUUGAUAGUGAGCAAACUUGCUCUCGUACUCGCUUCUAUCAUCGGAUUGAAGAAACUCGUAUCUGGUAGCCACGAGCAUGGACACGAAGUCGUUCAAGUUGGGGGAGGACAUGGAUCGGGCGGAUGGGCGAGAUCGGGACAUGAUAUCGCCUAUUCCGCAUACAAACCAUCGUCAAUCUAGGAAAAAAAUUACAAACGUUAUCAUAGCAUCUUUUUAAUCAUGUCGUCAUUUCCUCUUGCAAAAUUUUCUUCUUUUUUUUCGUGUAAUUUUUAUUUAUUUCCAUCUUGCGGAUAAUUCUCUCUAAACUAUUGAUAAAACUCUCAUAUUUGUAAUUUCUCUUUUCGCUGUCUCUUAUUCAGUUGUGUUCACUCUACGACAUUUUAGAUCAUCGCACGUAUGAAAUCAUUCACGCACCAAUCAUCCUCGAUAUUUAUUGUUUUGCGUA